Argiope bruennichi is the source of this 1005-nucleotide messenger RNA. RefSeq names its product origin recognition complex subunit 1-like. The coding region runs from base 1 to 948 and encodes 315 amino acids. The record is from RefSeq and is a predicted model, not a curated record. The transcript has 8 exons. Lineage: Eukaryota; Metazoa; Arthropoda; Arachnida; Araneae; Araneidae.
AUGUUUCUGUUGUGGUUCGGUUUGAUUGUUGCGUUUUUCUUGAUUGAAUCUGGGGCUCAUAAAGAUUCAGAAAGAAUGAGGGGAAUUAAGAAAGACGAAAAAGUCCGUGAAGAAAAGUAUGGUGAAAUCCCACGCAGUAAUGAUGAAAUCUGGUUCGAUUCUAUUGACAGUGAAGAUGAAGAUUAUGAAAUACUGGACGUAGAAGAAGAUAAUCUGCUGCAUCCUAGUGAUAAUAAAUUUCUUACUCCGGAAACAAUUCCAUCAAAUGAUAAGGGAGGAAUGACUUAUAGCAAGAAAGUUAAUAACAUCGAUGAAUUAGAUGAAUACAAUAGAAAAUACGAAGCAGAAGAUUUAACUAACAAUCUUGGUAAUCUAACUUAUAGUGGAAAUGAUCUUAAGUUCCGUCAGAAUGAGCAUAAUGAAGAAGACGAUGAUGAAGACGGUGAUGAUGAAGACGGUGAUGAUGAAGACGGUGAUGAUGAAGACGGUGAUGAUGAAGAAGAUCAUAAUGACAUUUGGUUUCCGCUUCCUUACACAGGAGUCUACGAUAUUGGAUACGCUACACCGGAGAGGGAGCCUGGCGAAGACAGGUGGAGAAUUACUCCUUGCGUCACAACUCUGAGAGAGCUGUACACUUGCAUAUUCUGCUCUGGAGAUCCUUCAGUAAGACAGCAGUUUCUGAGUUGCUAUGAACUUCUUCCAAAAAGAGUAAAGAAGCAAGGCAUAAAGUGCUAUAGCAAGGUUCUAAAAAUACCUUUCGCUGAAGGAGCCGAUGAUAUGGAUUAUUAUCACUAUUUAUGCAAGAAAUUCAAAAGUAUAGAGCAGAUAGUUUCAUGCGUUGCAAGUAGUUUGCCAGAGCUUCCAAAGAAGAAGUUUAUAGAAGAGGAAAUUCAAUUGGCGAAGUAUUCGUAUUGCCUGAAAUCGAUCAACUCAAGAAAUUGUUGCUAAGAAUGAUAUGAAAUUUUUUCAUUACCGUACUAUUUUAAUAGUUAAUUAUGAAGCCAA